Molecule: messenger RNA, 1431 nt
Organism: Eubalaena glacialis (North Atlantic right whale)
Lineage: Eukaryota; Metazoa; Chordata; Mammalia; Artiodactyla; Balaenidae
Gene: GJB6
Product: gap junction protein beta 6
Exons: 3
Coding region: 335-1120 (261 amino acids)
Biological process (GO): cell communication
Cellular component (GO): connexin complex
Source: RefSeq, a predicted model, not a curated record
CUGCGCCCGGACCCCGCGCCCGGACCCCGCGCCCGGACGCAUCCCCGCCGAGCCGGUGAGGGGGGCGCUACCUCUCGGCCCCUCGGGCGGAGGGCUUGACUCCGGAAGCCGGAGCAGAAUACUGACCAACUCUUCGGUCUGCCGUGGCAACGCAGAAGGGGUCCGUUUGAUUUGUGCAGAGUUUCUGUAGAAGUCAAGGCCCCUUCCCCUCAGGACGUUGGAUCAGAGCCUUCACAGGGGACCCUGCACCUGCGGCUCUUGGUGUAAACCUGGUACCUGUCCGGCGGGGGAGCAGCGCUGCCCGUUACAGGGGAGAAAAGAGUAAAGCGGCAGGAUGGACUGGGGCACGUUGCAGACGAUCUUGGGGGGCGUGAACAAGCACUCCACCAGCAUCGGGAAGGUGUGGCUCACUGUCAUCUUCAUCUUCCGCGUCAUGAUCCUCGUGGUGGCCGCCCAGGAGGUGUGGGGGGAUGAGCAGGCCGACUUCGUGUGCAACACCCUGCAGCCCGGGUGCAAGAACGUGUGCUACGACCACUUCUUCCCCGUGUCCCACAUCCGGCUCUGGGCGCUGCAGCUCAUCUUCGUGUCCACGCCGGCCCUGCUGGUGGCCAUGCACGUGGCCUACUACAAACACGAGGCCGCGCGCCGGUUCAGGCGCGGGGAGAAGAGGGGCGAGUUCAAGGACUUGGAAGACAUCAAACGGCAGAAGAUCCGGAUCAAGGGCUCCCUGUGGUGGACCUACACCAGCAGCAUCUUCUUCCGAAUCAUCUUUGAGGCCGCCUUCAUGUACGUGUUCUACUUCUUGUACAACGGGUACCACCUGCCCUGGGUGCUGAAGUGUGGCAUCGACCCCUGCCCCAACCUCGUGGACUGCUUCAUCUCCAGGCCCACGGAGAAGACCGUGUUCACCGUCUUCAUGAUCUCCGCGUCCGUGAUCUGCGUGCUGCUCAGCCUGGCUGAGUUGUGUUACCUGCUGCUCAAAGUGUGUUUCCGGAGGUCCAAGCGAGCCGAGGCGCAAAGAAACCCCCCCAACCAUGCCCUCAAGGAGAGUAAACAGAACGAAAUGAAUGAGCUGAUUUCCGAGAGCGGGCAAAACGCCGUCGCGGGGUUUCCCAGUUAGACAGUGCCGGGCACCACGUAGCUGAUGUAGCAUCCCAGCAUCGGGGCCUUCCCCCAGAAGGCAGUGCUGACCGGCCAUCCUGGCUCUGGGCUGAGACUCUGUCCUUACAAAUGGCUUUCGCAAUUCAUAGAUACCUGAGUUAGCUUUCUGUAGAAUAAUUGGGCCAUGAAUGUGCCACGUAAUCAAAUGUGUGGUCCGGCUCUACAGCCGGGCCUUGGUGUGACUUUUACAUGUGGGUUUAAGUGGACCGUCUGACAUGGGCGUGUUUCCUGAAAAUUUAAGGACGUAACUGUUGUCGACAAAGAACAUUU